UCUAGCCAUAGAUUUACAUAUGACAUAUGCCGUAGAGCACGCCACUAUAGCGUCGGCCGAGUCGGACAACGGUUUAUUUAUUCGAUAUUUGAACGCUAGUUGAGUUGGUAUCGCAGUCGCAGUCAAAGUGGAUCCAUGAGUCCAACUGUGCGGCAACAUAAUUAGCCAAUAACGCGAUAAAAUCGUGAUAAUAUAUAUCCUAAUUAUAUAUUUAGUACUCAAUCAAACUAGUGCUGGCUCGUAUCCUUUGAAAUCGACGCUGUGUUUAACGAUUAUUCAUUUUUAUCCUUUAAUUCGAAUGCAUUGAAAAUUAAAUUCAAAUUCAACUUCAAUUUCGAUUUCGAUUACGCUAUCGUGUUACAGAUUUCAUAAAGCGAAUUAUGAAAUUCCCACGUCGAUGUAAAGUGAGAUGAUUUGAGGUUUGGUUUAAUUUUCUGUUUCGUCGUCAACAUCAUGCUGGGCAAAUAUAACACAAAGGCAUUCAUAUCGCUUGGAUUGACUUUCAUAUUGAUGUGGAUUAGUGAGGCCACGGACGCCCACGUGAACUACAACUAUACAACGAAGCCGCGAGUGGUUCUUCCGCCUAAUUAUGUCAAGGAAAUGCGUCCGCCCUCGAAGAAGGGUUCCCCAGUGAUAGUAGACUUUAGCAUAUUUGUUGUAGAUAUUAACUCAAUUAACGUAGAGGAUAUGGACUUUAGAGUUGACAUGUUCAUUCAUCAGCGAUGGAUGGAAUCGCGACUAGAAAUCUCCGAUGACAUAUUCGAGGAGGGCGACGAUUAUGUGACCUUGCUUCCAGAAUUUUUCGAUAACCUCUGGCAGCCAGAUCCGUAUUUUCUCAAUUCAAAAAUUGCCGGAUUUGGAAGUCCACAUAUUUCGUCGACUUCUCUACUACGCCAUAAGGAUGAAAAAGAAUCUAAAAACUUUCAUCUAGACAAAUCUUUAAAAAUAGCUACCCUGACGCACAAGUUCACAUCGGUGACGCUCUACAAGAACAAGACGGUGCGCUAUGCCGCCCGGAUGCACGCCAUCAUUGCCUGCCAGAUGGAGUUCCAGCUGUAUCCCAUGGACAUACAAGUGUGUCCCAUUUACAUUGAAAGUUUUUCGUCCAAUAACCAAAAGGUAAAGUUACGCUGGUCGGAUUCGGGCGUAACGCUCAAUCCGGAGCUGAAGCUGCUGCAGUACAAUCUGGGCCAGCCGCUGGAGCUGGAGGAGAGCGAUGGCUACAUGCCCGAGAAGGUGGGCAACUUCUCUCGGCUCACCGUCUACUUUCGGUUCGAGCGUCAGAUUGGCCACCAUCUGAUCCAGACAUUCGCGCCCUCCUCGCUGGUCGUGAUGCUGUCGUGGUUCAGCUUCUGGCUGGGUCUGGAUGCCAUUCCGGGUCGCGUCACACUGCUGGUCACCUGCAUGCUGACGCUGGUGACAAUGUUUACGGGGCUGCGAGCCGAUAUACCACCCGUUGCGUAUGUAAAGGCGCUGGAUCUGUGGAUGGCCGGCUGCAUGGUCUCCGUGUUUGCCGCCCUGGCUGAGUUCGUGGUCGUCAAAGUGCUGGACGUGCAGUAUCAGUACCAGGUGAAUCGCAUACCAAAGGUAUUGCCCAUGCGCAUUAGCAAUAUGGAAAAGGGUCAAUGUGCAACGGUGGCGAGCUGGGAGGGUGGCGCCGUACGGUCACGGAAGGCCACACAAACGCCGACGACGCCGGGCCAGACCUCACUGCAGGGCAAUGGCGGUCCACCGAAGCCGGCGCGUCGCCAAAGCCUUUUGUCUGUCGCCUGGACGGACACGGACACGGGCGUCGAGAAGAUAAUGUGGCGUGAGAUUGAUAAGGUAUCGCGCGCCGUAUUCCCCAUACUGUUCUUCGUCUUUGUCCUGCUGUAUUGGCCCAUCUUGCUGAUGAAGUCCUCCUAGGAUUUGGGGAGUUCCAGAAUACACUUUUCUGGACUCCGUUAAAAAAUCGAAACUCAACUCAACUAAACUGAAGCAGAACGCGGACUUACACAACGAUAUCCAUGUGCUAGAGUGGCUUACUAGAUAUAUAUCUAGAGAUAC
Messenger RNA from Drosophila navojoa, 2046 nucleotides. It is a transcript of the gene alka, whose product is annotated as glycine receptor subunit alpha alkaliphile. Gene Ontology annotation, cellular component: membrane. Gene Ontology annotation, biological process: monoatomic ion transmembrane transport. Lineage: Eukaryota; Metazoa; Arthropoda; Insecta; Diptera; Drosophilidae. Gene Ontology annotation, molecular function: extracellular ligand-gated monoatomic ion channel activity; transmembrane signaling receptor activity. The record is from RefSeq and is a predicted model, not a curated record.